AUGACCGACGUGUACCUCCUGAACAUGGCCCUGGCGGACAUCCUGUUUGUCCUGACGCUCCCCUUCUGGGCGGUGACGCACGCCACGGGCCAGUGGGUCUUCAGCAGCGCCCUGUGCAAGCUGGUGCGCGGCGUCUACGCCGUCAACUUCCACUGCGGCAUGCUGCUCCUGGCCUGCAUCAGCCUGGACCGCUACGUGGCCAUCGUGCAGGCGUCCGUGGGCAUCGGCACAGAGACCCUGGCCAUGGACACGUGUGUGGGCUUCAGUGCCCGGCGCACCCUUCGCUGGGGCUGCCGGGACGAGAGGCCAGGGUCCGAGACUGGGCCUGGGCAGCGGCGGCAGCAUGGCCCCAACUCUCUAGGAGCCGACGUGUGGCUCCCCCCAUCCAAGCCUCUCCGCUCCCCUGGAGGCGCCAGAAAGCCAGCCAUCAGCACAGCGGCUGGGAUGCUGGGGGCUCACAUGGAGGCCAAGCCGCUCACGGACACCAGCUGCCCCGAGGACCCCCAGGCCGGGACCGACCCCCAGGAGACGGCCGAGCUCCCCAGGGAGGACAGCGGGGCCGCGGAGGUGCUGGCAGCGAAACCUGCUUGUGGAAGAGGGUCCCCUCCGUCGGCCGGUGAAGACACGACGAGGAAACAUGCUGCCCGGAGCCGCAGCGCCCCUCUCCUUGGGCGGGCGCUGUCACCCCGGAGCGCACCCUCUUCCCAGCCGAUCGGUGUAACGGUGGAGAGAAUCGAGUCAGGGAAGAUGGUGUCCUACGAGGGUGGACGCAAGGCCGUGUCCAUCCGCCCGCGCGGAGGGGAAGCCGGCUCCGCGGGAGGCCGCCAAGAACCAGCGUCUUCCCCAGGCACAGCCCGGCCCACGGGCACCAGGACAGAGAAGGAGGGAGGAGCCGCCUGGCGCCCUGCCGGCCAGUGUCUGUUCACGAAACCACAGGCGGGUCCAGCCACGUGGCGCAGGCCGAGGAGGGCGUGGAGGAGGAAGAGGGAGACACCGGGUCAUGUUCUCUCCAAUCCGGGCCUUUGUGUCUCCGCGAAGGUGGGCGAGACGCGCGGCGCGGGCUGCAAAGACGCCGAGGACGAGGGUCUCAGGACCACCAUCGUGCGGUUCUCCAACGGGGACGUGAAGAAGACGCUGCCGGACCAGAGGGUGGUCCACUACUGCGCCAGCACGGGGACGACGCGCACCGUCCACCCCAGCGGCCUGGAGGUCGUGCGCUUUCCUGACAAGCGGACAGAGAAAUUCCACCCCAACGGCUUGAAGGAAGUCUUGUUCCCGGACGGGACAGUGACACGUCUUCACGACGGACAAGAGGAGACAGUGUUUCCCGACGGGACGUCGGUCAGCGUGGCCAGGAACGGCGACAAGACCAUCGUGUUCAGCAACGGGCAGCGCGACAUCCACACGGCCGAGUUCAAGCGGCGGGAGUUCCCCGACGGCACCGUCAGGACGGUGUACUGCGAUGGCCGCCAGGAGACCAGGGACGCGUCCGGGAGGGUGAAGGUCAGAGGUGAGGCCCGGCACCGUGUCCUGGACUGGAAGUAGGUCACCCACUAACACACACAGGCGUCCAGUCACCGCUUUGUUAAAACAAAAACAAUAAACGGAUGACACGGUCGCUGCCCCGAACGACGGCCCCACUCGAACUCUCGGAUCCCGAGGCGCCUGGAGGCUGUGAAGGAAGAGACGCCGUGUCUGGCUUCCUGGUUAGAGAAGCCUGAGGCCCCACCAGCCAGGGGCCCAGGAGGGGCCGGGACCCAGGAGGCUGCAGGCCGGCCACGUGGACCGUGGACCGUGUGGCCUCGCGCACGUGGUGGUCUGUCCUCUUGGUUCCUGUGGCCCUCGGUCCUCACGGUGUUUCCUUCCCUCCCAUCCGGGCACUCGGCCUUCUCGUGGCCCCGGGU
Molecule: messenger RNA, 1904 nt
Organism: Myotis brandtii (Brandt's bat)
Lineage: Eukaryota; Metazoa; Chordata; Mammalia; Chiroptera; Vespertilionidae
Exons: 11
Coding region: 1-1545 (514 amino acids)
Biological process (GO): cilium assembly; G protein-coupled receptor signaling pathway; centriole elongation
Cellular component (GO): centrosome; nucleus; membrane
Molecular function (GO): tubulin binding; G protein-coupled receptor activity
Source: RefSeq, a predicted model, not a curated record